This is a messenger RNA of Venustampulla echinocandica, 1251 nucleotides long. RefSeq lists its product as uncharacterized. Lineage: Eukaryota; Fungi; Ascomycota; Leotiomycetes; Helotiales; Pleuroascaceae. The record is from RefSeq and is a predicted model, not a curated record. The coding region runs from base 1 to 1251 and encodes 416 amino acids. The transcript has 3 exons.
AUGGACCCAGCGAAGGCCGCGAAGCUGUUCUCGCCCGAAUUCCUAGCUGAAGACCAGAGUGAGAGGCUGAUACAUGUGGUGAUCAUCUUCGCUAUUUUAGAGGUGUUAUUUGUUUCGCUAUUCCUCUUUUCGCGAUAUAAGUUCGGGACGCUCAAAGGCUUCGAUGUUUAUCUGAUGGUGCCCGCAUUUAUUGCGAGUUAUGCGCAUUUAGCUCUAUGCAUUGUCUUUGUUAAAAAAGGUGGUCUGGGAAAGCACACAGUAUCAUUAUCACCCGAGCGAUUAAAAUAUUUCCUUAAACUGGAACUUACGCUUGCGUUGUUAAAUCCGCCCGCCAUCACGUUGCCAAAGCUAGCCAUAUUGUGCUUGUAUCUUCGAGUGUUUUCGACAAAGAUAUACCGCUAUGGCGCUUUCUUUAUUGGGGCCAUGCUGAUUGUAGCUUGGAUUGUAUCCUUCAUCUUGCAAAUGGCCAUGUGCUCUCCGUUCGAGAAGCUAUGGGAUAAGUCGCUACCCGGAAAGUGCUUGAACGAAUUCCAAAUCUUCAUUUGGUUUGGAAUACCGCAUAUAGUCACGGACGUGGCAAUUAUUAUUCUUCCUCUUCCACUCAUCUGGCGCCUGCAAACGACGACAAAUCAGAAGAUCGGGCUCACCCUGACGUUUUUGACCGGUAGCGUUGGUAUCAUUACAUCUAUUAUACGUUUUGCGGUCUUCUUGAAGCUUGCCGAUCCCGAGUUGGAUCUCAGCUGGACCGGUCUCGACGUAGUAAUGUGGACCACGAUAGAGCCCGGCGUGUAUCUCAUCGCCGCCUGUUUGCCUUCGCUCCGACCACUCCUCAACCCCUUCUUCAGGGACCUUGGAGAAUUUGACUUCCGCGGCAUUCGCGGACGCUUCCGCAACAACAAGGUGGAAGAUGGGAACUUCAACGGAAAUUUCAACGGCAAUUUUAAAAACAUCCGACUUUCGGGUGUUAGCAUUGGGGAUAGGCAGGGGAAGAUUCUCGCCUCGUCGAACAGCCCUCGCUCAGGGUUUACGAGGCUAGAUAAAGCCUGGCCGAAGAAUUUCACGAACAACGGGAGCAAUAACGAUGCGCCAUUAACGACGUGUUUUCGAGAAUCCGUGACGGAGGACGAUGAGAGGUUAGACCACAACAAAACGCCGACGCACUCGGAACAUAACUUAAAUCCGAUUGAUUUUAGCACCGGGAUUGUAGUGCAAAAGGCAUUUACGAUAAGUACAGAGCCCGUGAGGCGGUAG